Molecule: messenger RNA, 489 nt
Organism: Homalodisca vitripennis (glassy-winged sharpshooter)
Lineage: Eukaryota; Metazoa; Arthropoda; Insecta; Hemiptera; Cicadellidae
Exons: 3
Coding region: 1-489 (162 amino acids)
Source: RefSeq, a predicted model, not a curated record
AUGGUAACUCAUCUUAGCAGGCUCAUGGCCAACGUCGGCGGUCCCAAGUCCAGCAAGAGAAGACUGCUAAUGUCUACAGUCCAGUCCCGUCAAGCGGCGCUCCGGGUGUGUUCCGCUUACCGUACAGUGUCUGCCGUCCUGGCUAUUGCUGGAGUCAUCCCCAUCAAACUUUUGUCAGGGGAGAGGAAGGCAAUUUAUCAGCGACAAGGCGAAAUCGGCAAGGACACUGCAAGGACUGAGGAGCGCUCUCGUACGUACCAGCAAUGGCAAAACAGCUGGCAACAAGACGCCCGCGGACGUUGGACUGCCAGACUUAUCAAACAAAUCCAACCGUGGGUAGAACGGCGGCAUGGCGAGUUUCAGCAAGCCUUAAAGGAGGAGUGGGAAUACAUCGAGCAGCAGGUUAUCACAGCCAAGAUGGACAGUAGGUCUCGUAGUCUGCAGGCAUUCAGCCAGAGGAGGUUAGUAUCUGACCGGUACAGACAUUAG